Molecule: messenger RNA, 2106 nt
Organism: Megalops cyprinoides (Indo-Pacific tarpon)
Lineage: Eukaryota; Metazoa; Chordata; Actinopteri; Elopiformes; Megalopidae
Gene: sike1
Product: suppressor of IKBKE 1
Exons: 6
Coding region: 78-716 (212 amino acids)
Source: RefSeq, a predicted model, not a curated record
GUAAAAGCGGACGUGAUGUAUAAUCUAUGCGCCUUCACGAAUCCUGACAGAAAUUGACAUACAUAGCAGUGGGAGCGAUGACGUGCACGCUGGAGAAAGUGCUGGGCGACGCUCGCACGCUGCUGGAGCGGCUAAAGGAGCACGAUACGGCGGCGGAGAGCUUGAUCGAGCAGUCGGGGGCGCUAAGCCAGAGAGUUCACAGCAUGAGGGAAGUGGGCAACGCGCUGCCAGACAAGUACCAGGAGGACAGUGUGGAGCUGAAGGAACUGUCCAAGUACAAGCCCCACAUUCUGCUGACCCAGGAGAAUACCCAGAUUAAAGAGCUGCAACAGGAGAACAGAGAGCUGUGGCUGUCUUUGGAGGAACACCAGUAUGCGCUAGAGCUGAUCAUGGGUCGGUACCGCAAACAGAUGCUGCAGCUGAUGAUGGUGAAGAAAGAGAUGGACACUCAGCCUGUGCUGAGCUUGCACGAGGACCAUGCCAAGGAGGUACAGAGCCAGCUGGAGCGGAUCUGUGAGAUGGGACAGGUGAUGCGGAGAGCGGUCCAGGUAGAUGACCAGCACUACUGCUCUGUGCGGGAGAGACUGGCACAGCUGGAGAUUGAAAACAAGGAACUGCGUGACCUUCUGUCCAUCAGUAGGAGCUCCCUGAAGCUACAGACUGAGGAGAAGAGCCAGCUCCAGCCUGAAUCUGAUGCUAAACCUGUCGAUAAGUAGUGAGUGAAUCCAUGGAGAGAGAGAGAGAGAGAGAGAGAGAGAGCAGGCUGCUCCAGUUCUUCAAGGCCACAGAGCUGUGCUCAUUUCCUUUCCAUCCCAGUUUACUCAAUUUAAACCAAAAUUUGGAAAACAGGCCAAAAUUUUUUUUCCCUGGUAGUUCUUAUUAUUUAUGCCAUCCAAAGUAUCCUUGCAGACUGCAGAAGGAAGAGUACAGUACCUUUCUCUUUGUUAGGUGCUUUCUGUGAAACUGCAGGUGAAGACACAGAUGGAUCUGUCUGUCCUCUUCUAGGAAAGAUCAUUUCAGUGGAGAUGGAAAAAGACGACUAACAGGCACACAAAACCACAACGUUUGUCUUAUCUUGGAUAGUCACUACCUCUCCGUUUCUCAGUCUGUGUUUUAGGUGUUUAAUAUUCAGAGGUUGUUAUGUUGUUGUUUAAGCUGUGAAAUUCACCAAAAAAGCUAACUCCAACUUUACACUUGAGGCAAAACAGAUUUUUUGACAUCGGGUUCAAGGAUCAUUGUCCUGGCACUGAAAAGGUUGUCUUGGGUUGUCCAUAAUUUAUGUAACUUCUAAUCUGAAUUUGUUAGAUAUUCUGGUGUCAUGGUAACAUUCUUACCCUUUGAUGUAGCUAGGUAAGCCAUUGCAAGACUGUGUGAUUGGUAUUGGUAAAGUCUGUAUUGUUGUGUUCGUAUUGUAAAUGUGUUUUUUUGUUGUUGUUCAAAAUAUCAUUGUUGAUGAUCAUUUUUAUUUGGCCCAUUACCUGUAAGUAGGUUGGCAAAUGAGCUUAUCUCUUUCACUGUCAACUCAAGCUCAUUGCUUCUGUUGGAAUGACUGCACAGCUGGUUUCAGUGUCUUCAAAGUAAGUAAAUGAUUUGCAGGAUUCCUGUGAGACAUAAGUAUAAAAAUAACUUUCUGCAACAUGCAAUGCCAUGCUUCAUAUGAAAAGUAAACCUGCAAUUUGCCCUGGUGUGACAGCUAAGGAAGAUACACAUGUAGAUACCACCACAGGUAGAAUAGAACAUUUUUAUUGAUAUAACAAAGGAGGAAGCUGUGCCCAUCAUAAAUGUAUUAUACCAGUCAGAGUACAGUAUAUAGGUCUAGUAAUGAGUCCAUCUUUGUUUUUUCUUUUAAAUUUUUUAACAUGACAGAUGUCUGUACUGACAAGGCCCUGGUAAGGAACUGUUUUGGAUCUGUUAAGCACAGGGGGUGAUUGCAUGUGUCUUAUUCUAUUCUGGGCUAGGACGGCUCUAGGAUAAUGCCCAGGAUUUCUUUUUUCACUGAUGGAACACUUAUCAAAGAAACUGUCAAAUCAGUACAGUUGGAGAUAACACAGUGUAGUUUGUGUAUAUUUGAUAACUCCCCACUUAAGCUUGAACGGAGUCCACCAA